Perca fluviatilis (European perch) is the source of this 3686-nucleotide messenger RNA. Its product is annotated as venom phosphodiesterase 1. Gene Ontology annotation, biological process: nucleoside triphosphate catabolic process. Gene Ontology annotation, molecular function: nucleic acid binding; nucleoside triphosphate diphosphatase activity; metal ion binding. The record is from RefSeq and is a predicted model, not a curated record. NCBI's taxonomy places the organism in Eukaryota, Metazoa, Chordata, Actinopteri, Perciformes, Percidae. The transcript has 25 exons. Bases 198 to 2795 code for a protein of 865 amino acids.
GUCAAAAGCAUCUUCAUCUGUUGUUUGACGGAUUGAAAACACAGAAACGUGAGGUUAUGUCUGCGUUUAAUCAGUUACUUAUCUAUUGCUCACACCUAGUCCAGAGGUUACUUCUGUGAAACUUGAUCUCCCCCUUUUUCUCUUCUCUUUCUGUCUGUGUGCUGUGUCAUUGAGUGACUGCAACUUCCAUUGGAACCAUGGGUUUUGUAAAGGAGCUGCAGAAAAAGAAGAUAAUUAUAGGGGCGUUGGCUGUAUCGGUUGUGACCCUGAUCCUCGGCCUGGGACUCGGUCUCGGAUUGGACUUGCAGAAAUGUCGAAACAAAGUCGUCCCCCACACGUCCUGCAGGCAUCGAUGCUACGAGCCCUAUGACGACCAGAUCCCCGGCUGCAGAUGUGACCACAGCUGCAACGCCAGCAACAGCUGCUGCUAUGACUACCAUGACAUCUGCACUGUGCCCACUGAGCAGUGGGAGUGCACGAAGCUGCGUUGCGGGGAGAAGAGGCUAACCCAGAGCAGAUGUCACUGCUCCGAUGACUGUCCGUCUGCAGGGGACUGCUGCACAAACUACAAACAUGUCUGCCACGGAGAGAAAGAGUGGGUGGAGGACAAGUGUGAGGACCUUUCAACCCCCACAUGCCCAGCAGGCUUUACGCAGCAGCCUCUGCUCCUCGUCUCUUUGGAUGGACUGCGGGCUGAGUACCUGCAGACGUGGAGCGCUCUCAUCCCUGUUCUGGACAAGCUCAAGGAGUGUGGAACCUCGGCACCGUACAUGCAGGCAGCCUUUCCCAGCAAGACGUUCCCCAAUCACUACACCAUUGUUACGGGUCUCUAUCCAGAGUCCAACGGUUUGAUUGACAACACUAUGUACGACCCCGUGUUUGACGCCACCUUCAGUCUGUCCGGUCCCGAGAAAGACAACCCGAACUGGUACCUCGGACAGCCUAUUUGGCACACAGCGCAGCAGCAGGGCCUGAAGUCCGGGACUUUCUUUUGGCCGGGAUCAGACGUCAAAAUCAACGGAAGCUUUCCCAACAUCUACCGACCUUACGACGGUAAAGUGCCAUUCGAAGAACGAGUGUUCACUGUGCUUAAGUGGCUACAGCUGCCAGAGAACGAAAGACCAGAUUUCUACACGUUGUAUCUGGAGGAACCUGAUAAAUCUGGACACAGCUACGGACCUGUGAGUGGGGGGCUGAUUGAAGCAAUCCAAGGGGUGGAUAAGAUCAUUGGUCAGCUUAUGAACGGCCUCAAGCAGAUUGGCCUCCACCGCUGCGUCAACAUCAUCAUCGUGGCAGAUCAUGGUAUGGAGGACACGAGCUGCGACAGGAAGGAAGUGCUGCAGGAGCUGGUCGGAGACAUCCAGAACUACUGGGUCACAGAGGGACCAUUCGGACGCAUCAGAGCCAAAAACAAAGACACCGUGCUGGACUCAGCCGGACUCGUUGCUAACAUGACUUGUAAGAAGCCAGAUCAAAAGAUCAAGCCGUACCUGAAGGCCAACCUGCCAAAGCGCCUCCACUUUGCCAACAGCCGCCGCAUCGAAGAUGUCAACGUCCUGGUGGACCCUAAAUGGCUGUUUGAGAGAUAUCCCGGUUCUGUCACAUUCUGCUCUGGCGGGGCUCACGGCUAUGACAACGACGCUGAGAGCAUGCACGCCAUGUUUGUCAGUUAUGGACCCAAGUUUCACUACAAAACGGAAAUCGAACCCUUUUCCAACAUCGAGCUCUACAAUCUCAUGUGUGACGUGAUGCAGAUCUCUCCCACUAACAACAACGGGACCCACGGCAGUAUGAACCACGUCCUGAGGCGGCCCUACCACACGCCAGCGGCCCCCGCAGAGCAGAGCGUUCCGGUUCAGUGUCCGAUGAUCAGCCUCGACCCUGCAGACGACCUGGGAUGCUCCUGUCCUGCCCUGACUGGAAACGCUAUCAACGCGCGUCUGAAUCUGACAGCAGAAGAAGAGUCCGCGGCAGAGAAGAAGCACAUGCUGUUUGGUCGUCCCCGGAUGCUGCAGCGUGACCAGAGCUACUGCGUCCUCCACCAGGAGGGAUUCAUCCUCGCCUACGGCCACAAAGCGCUGAUGCCUCUGUGGAGCUCCUUCACCAUGGACAAGCCAAUGAACAUGGACCCCUUGCCACUAGUGACGCCAAACUGUUUGAGGGCUGAUGUCAGACUCCCAGCAUCCCAGAGUCCCAGAUGUGACCAGUACAACACUGCUGAGAACCUGACGCACGCCUUCCUGUACUCUCCCAAUCUGAAUGCGACAGCCGACCAGCAGUACGAUGCUCUCAUAAUGAGUAAUGUGGUGCCAAUGUACCCCGAGUUCAAGAAGAUCUGGGACUAUUUUCACAGCACACUGUUAAAGAAAUAUGCCUCUAUCUACAACGGCGUUAACGUGGUGACGGGCCCUGCCUUCGAUUACAACCAUGACGGCCAAUACGACGCUCCAGAGCAGAUCCAGCAGUUUGUGUCCGGAACAAACAUCCCGAUCCCCACGCAUUACUUUGCUGUGUUAACCAGCUGCGGGGACUCGGCCCAGCCGGUGACCACCUGUGCCAGCGGGCUGCAGACCGUGUCCUUCUUGCUGCCUCACAGACACGACAACUCAGAAAGCUGCAAGAGUUCACAAGCCGAAUCCCAUUGGGUCGAGGAUCUCAUGUGGUUCCACCAAUCACGAGUCCGAGACAUCGAGUGGAUCACAGGGUUGGAUUUUUACCAGGGCAGCAGUCGGCCAAUCCCGGAGCUGCUGAGAAUGAAGACCCGCCCCACAGCCGCCAUUCACAGAAAACAAUGAAACGGCUCUUUUCCACAAGAAAUCGCCGAGAUGAAUACUCCAUAUCUGUAAAAGGGUUGAGUCCGUAGUCUCAAAUUGUGUUAUCACUUCGCCAACACUGGACUGGAGGGAUCUACAGUAUUUUCCAACAUAGUGACAUUGUUUAUUAGCUUUUUAAUUUUUAAACCAUUUGUAAUACUAUUUCUUCUUAUUAUAUUCCUAUUGUCAUGAUUUGUAUCCUGUAUUUAAGGGGUUGAUUCAUGCAUAACCCAAAUGGACAGACUGGGUAUUUAAGCAGAAAACUAUUUACAAAUGUUUGUUGACAGUACUGGACUUUUAGAGCUGUGGUGCUUUAAAUAAAGUUGUUUGAUGAUACACUUUUUUUUUUUUUAUCGGUUUGGGAAUGUAUUGGAUACAUUUUUUAGGCUGGUUUUGUCCGUCAACAAGAAUUAGAACAAACAGUUUUGUGCAAUAUAUUUUUCAUAGCUCUGACCCAGCCCUGUCUUCUAAAACUUACCUUCUAUACAACUAAACUGCAUUUCUCAAUUAUGUUUCAUGGGAAACUUAUUUUGUCCCGGAUUAUGUUUGUCUUUGACGUAUCACAAACGUGUUUCUAGUCAAAGUCCGGAAGAGAGGAGGGAUAGGUAAAAAAAUAGUUUGUGUUGGCAAAGAUUUCACAAUCUUUCACAAUAUUCUAAUUCAAGCGGCACGGUGGUUAAUGACGACGACGAUCCUUCUUGACCACUAACACCCUCUGAUGAAAAUGAGUGACGACAGCAUGCUCUGUGUUUAACCCUCAUGCCCUCCUCUGUCAUUUUUGUACAUUUUUCUCAAGUUAUUUUUUUUCAUUUUGUGAUCAUUUUUGCUGUGUUACUGCUUAUGGCAUUAAAGUUUUCAGCCAAAUUUUUUAAA